CAACGUUCAAGCAUCGUGCACGCUUUAAUGGAUGUUGAAGGUCAAACAGGAACCGCCACAUUUGUUAGAGCUAUCGUUCUUCUGUGCGAUAAACUGUUGACGGAAAAAGGUAGAAAACAGGGCAUUUCCUUUAUGGCGCGUACAACAAUUUCAAAGGAGGCAGCAGAUGUUGGAAGAUUUCACAAAUUUGGAACUUUCAGGCGAAGUUGUCUUCAUGUAAUGGUGACAAAGGUUGCGCCAAUACUAAGUGGAAUAAUUGCCUACCUCGAUACAAACAGAAACUUUGAUCUAGCUGAAACUUUAACCGAUUGGAAGAGGGAACUUUGGCUAAGGUUUGUUAACAACCCGGAAGCGUUACAACUCAGGUUUGCAGACAUACAGACUUUACUUGGGACAGAAGUAACUGAAGAUUUUACAAUGACAACUGGCUUCGAAGGACAUGAAUUUGGCUGUAAAUUUCCAUUUUCGUGGGUGAUAAUACACACAUUUACAGCAAUUUUAGAUGAACCGGGAUUAAAACAAGGAGGGACUCUGACAAAGGAGAUCGAAAGCUACACAGAAAUUCUGCGGAAUCAUGCGAUUGGAAACAUUUUGAAUGCAUUCGGAGAACCAAUGAGUUCGUUCUGUGAUGAUGCAUUGAUAUGUUAUUUGCAUGAUUUGAUUCACUCCAUAUACACUCCAACGUCAGAAGAAGAAGUGCCACUCGUUUCGUCUAUGGUAUUGGCUCAAACGCAAGAACUUCUUGGGAAAUCAAAAAGAACGGGAAUGCUUGUCCCAGCUUUGGUUUGCGCACACAUUGCUUGUCGAGAACUCGGACAAAAAAUUUCCAGCUUUCAAACAAUGAACAAUGUAUGGCCUGAAUGCAUGCAAGCCAUUUCAAAAUGUCGGAAUUCGAAUCCGGGGAGCUUUCUUGUGAAACAGAAUGACUGCACAUUCUUGGCGCUGAACCUUUUAUCAGAACUUUUAAAACCUCGGGACGAAAGGCAGCUCAACAACUUCACAACGGGAUCUGAAUGGAUGACAAUUGUCUCAAUUUACGGCCCAAUUAUCGAGAAAACUAUGCAACUCUACAAAAUCAACCAAAUAACUUCUACCCACCCGUUACAGAACAACCUCAGAAACAUAAGGUCUUUAUGGACAAGAAGUCAGGUUGUACAUUUGUACGUUGAGAUAGUAAAGUACGAUAGUUUUGCUGCGAAUAGCCCUGGAAAUUUGUGGAAGCGACUUGGAGAUGACUGCGACCUAAGACAAUACGAGUCGUUUAAAGCCUUGGAGUCCUUUCUGAAUGACAGCAAUCAAGAAAUGUUGCGGAGAAUUUAUGGGCAAAUACAUGAUUGUGUCGUUUGCAAGAGGCAAAUUCAAGGAGUCCCGUUAUUUCCGAUGUGCAUGCACGCUUUUUGUUACAAAUGUACGCCAGGAAGGACAACGACUUUCAGAUGUCCAGUUUGCAAAGAUGUUAAUGCUCCUUUGAAGCCAAAGGAUGCUCAACGACACCAGGAAAUGGCAGAAAAGAUUACCGUAUUUCAAAAGCGAACUAAUAGCUUUCUUCUAGAUGUCGUAUCCCAGUUUUGUUUUGCCAAAGGCAUUUCUCCUACUGACCGCGUGCUUGAAAAACUAUUUGAGUACAUUGUUUGCAUUGAUAAGGAAGGCAAAAAGCACACAAAAUCUUUGACAGUGUUUGAGACUGGUGCUGACCAGAUACCUGUAGUGCGAUCCUUUCUCUUGCAACUCAUUCUACAGUCGGAUCAUGACUUCAUGACGAGAAAUCUAAAAAGAUAUUUAACAAGUGCCAAUCGCAUGAUUUCUACAGAAAAUAGAUGUCAGCUUUGUCUGCUGGUUGUACACUGUCUUGAGGAUAAACUGGAAAGAGAGAUCUACCAAGAAGACAAUACCAUUUCCAAGUUGAAAGCAUUGUCCCGAAAUAUGUCAGUUGCUUCGGAAUUUCUGGAAGGAAAAAAAGAAGAUGUUGAUGUGUUACAAGGGAUAGCAAUGGCAAGAGUGAGCUUAUCAUUUGUCGCAAAAAUACUUGCAAACGAUGACACAAUUGCAAAUGAUGCCUCUAUCAAAAUAGUCCGGGAUGCAAAAAAGCUUUGCCAACAAAAUAAAAACAAGUGGAUUAGAAAUUAUCUAGUGAAACAAAUCUGUAGGCGUCACGGAUUGGAAACUUACGAGAGGCUUGCGAACUCAAAAGAGGAAAUUAGAAAUUGGGUGAAAUUAGAUGAACAGCCAAAUGCGCAAGAAGAUAGCUGCGUUGACAGAUUCUUGCUGUAUGGAGAAGAGUACACAAAAUUCCGAUUUGCUCUGAAAAAGGUAGCAGAAAAUGAUGUGUCGGAUCUUGAUAGCAUCCUUAUGACCAUGAAGGGAAGUGUUGCUGAUGUUGCAUUAGAGCUUUCCAUUUUUCGCGCUUUGACAAACUUUCAUGGUAACAAAAUCGAGAGGAAUUCGGUGUUUCGGAAUCGAAUAGACGCAUACAUAUCAACUUCAAAAAGGAGGAGCUUGAAGGAUAUUCUUACCAAGCGCAUUCAGUUGCCAAAGAGAAGAACAGAAUCAGAGUUGACAUAUUUAAUUGUUCAUUUCAACUCUGUAAUGUCAAAUGUUGCCUACGACAAAACACUGACAUUUGUAUUUGGGGCCUUGAUCUCAGGAGAGGAUCGUAUUCAGAAAAUGUUCUUGCCUACAAUGCCAGAAGACAACUUUGAAGACAUGCAAAAAAAUUUUAAAAGAGCAUUCACAUCAGAAGAUAUUCACUUCUAUAAAUGUCCAAAUGGCCAUCCAUACGUAAUUGGAAAUUGCGGGAGAGCAUUCGUCGUUUCAACAUGCCCAGAGUGCGGUCGAAAAAUUGGCGGACAAGCUCAUAAGUUGCUGAAAGACAACGCUGAAUUAACCAGGAAUGACAAACCAGUCCCGCAGAUUGGUCACAUAAUAGGACCGGCACGUAAAGAUGGCAGUAUUUCACCCGUUCGUGAACUUUCAUCUCUACAGCGCGCAAUGAUUCGGUUCCUUCUGCACACAUCAAUGUUUGUCGGAAACCUCAAUCAUCCCGACCAGAUCCGGGCGAUCAUAGUUCCAAAUACAAAUAAAGUUUGCGAUUUUGUAUGGACACACUUAAUAAACGAUGUCAAUGCAAUCAGAGAAAUUUUGGGUAAAAGUAUUGACGAGGUUUACACACUUCUACACAUCCUCAUCCGCAAACUUUUGGAUAAAUGCCACGGAGAGAAAAAGCGUAAACUUGAUUUCUACAAACUACAAACAAAACAAGACCGAUUGGAAUGGGAAAAACAAUUCUGUACACACUACUUGAAGCCGUUUCUCAAGGAAUUGAAUCCAUCUCUUGACAAGGCAAACGUUCAAAUUUCUUCGGAAAAGGAUCGUAGUAAGCUUCUGGCGAUGGUAUACGAACUUGAUGAACAUUUGGCAGUGUCUCCAUAUACGGCAGUUUCGGACCAUCUACAGAAUGUCCCUAUUAUGUGGCGUUUUCGAAUACCAGUAUCUGUUGAACACAUGCUGCAGGAUCUGGAGACUGUUGCAGAUGACGGCCUUCAAGUUAUCAAGUUAUUUAUGAAGGAAGAAAAGGUGCUUAGAAUGCUACGAAAUGUACCAAACAUUUUGAGACUUCAGAAGCUCUUGAUAGAAAAAUACUACAGAAAAUUCGAAAGGUCUGAGGCAAAACAAAUCAAAGUGAAGCAGGCUUUGUCAGAAUUUCCAGACCACAGAUUUAUUCACAAGUAUUAUCAAGACUUCAUAGAUUCUUUGGAUGCAUGCAAACAAGAGUUACAAUACUAUGCAUUUGCCACUCCAGAUGGACUGAAAGCUGUGCCAGAUGACUUAUGCAAUACAUCCUUUAAUGAUGAAAGCAGUCUGUCAUUCUUCCUGCCUUCUUACAAGGACGACGGGUUGAUUGCUUAUGCCCUUCUGUCAUAUCUGUUCAGAAAGCAGAACGAUAUGUUAGAGCAAUGUUCGAAGCUUUUGUCAAUUGAAAAAAAAGAGGUUGUUUUUCCUUCUGAUGUCACCGAUGCCCAUCUAAUAAGCUAUGAUCUGUAUCACGAUUUGCUACCAAUAAUACAUGCAAACGGUCAAUAUUCUCUUGAAAUGGGACAAGGGACAAAGAUUGAAUACGACUUUGAAGCGAUGCAAAGGAAACUUGUGAGCAGGUUCAUCUUGCCAAAAUCCAUCGUUGAAAUGUCUACUGGCUUGCAGAUCGACCUAAUGGUCUACAAAACAGAGCUUUCAAGCAUUUCUGUUUUUUCGAUGAUUGACGAAACAAUACCUCAGCAAGAGUUGGAUGUCAGUGCAAAAAAUCAAAUCUGCUCCGAGUUUAGAACCAUUCAAGAUGUCUGUUCCUCUAUCGAUCACCUUGACAUUAUGGUGAACGUUUUGAAGACCGUUGGCGGGAAGGCAAACGAGAAUCUUGACCUGUUUAUGAGAGAAAAGCUUCAUAUGACUAAAACAUUUACGAGUGAAAAGGCUAGAAGUAUAUGCAACCUUGAACAUGUGAAGUCAUUAUGGCUUUUGAUGUCAUUCCGAAGAAACAUGCUUUUAGUCGAACAUGGGCGCUCUGUUCAGGACGUGUUCGAGCAUUUGCCCGAUAAAUAUCGAGAUGAAAUGCCAACCGUCGUCGAACAAUCUCUUCAAAAGAACCUUAAAAAGGUCAGCAUCGAGAAGUUGUUGCGAUUACUGGAAGCACUACACGAAUUCAUGACUAUCAUUUUAGGUCAUGGCGACAACAAUGAUAACGAAGAAAUAGAUGAUACAAACAUUAGCCUUUGCGUGGGGAUGAUAGCGUAUGCAAAUGAUGACCUUUAUAUUGAACUGGUGUAUGAUCCACUGCCAAAAGAAGUUCUUUAUAGGCACAGCGUUCCGGCCUGGAUACAUAUUGCAACCCAGCUUCGCACAAAUGAGCGAAAGCACCAACAUGUGACAAAUAAGUAGUUAAGAGUAUUCAUGUGCAUAUUCUGAACCGGGUUUCUUCGGAAACUCACCUCAUACUGAAUAUAAAUCUGUAAAUAGACUCCCAAAUGCUUACAAUGUUGAUUUUUUUCAAUCCGUUUUACUUUAUACUUUUUUCGUUUCAAAAGUAUCAUUACUCCAUUAAUUGAUUGUUAUUCGUUGUUACAUUUGCUUCCUUGUACCGGUCAUCGUUCUUUUAAACAUUUUUUUUCAUUUUCCAUCAUGCUUAUGUCUUAUG
Molecule: messenger RNA, 5185 nt
Organism: Mya arenaria
Lineage: Eukaryota; Metazoa; Mollusca; Bivalvia; Myida; Myidae
Product: E3 ubiquitin-protein ligase RNF213-like
Exons: 35
Coding region: 28-4929 (1633 amino acids)
Molecular function (GO): ubiquitin-protein transferase activity; ATP hydrolysis activity
Source: RefSeq, a predicted model, not a curated record